AUGCGGGACUUCUCCUGCUUCGGCGACGGCGCCGUCGGCCUGGCCGCCGGGGCCGCCGCCGGCGGGGGAGCCGGCGCCGCGCUCGACCGCUCGCUCCAGGCGGCCACCGCCAGCGUCUACAGGGUCGCACUCUCGUCGCGCAAGGAGCUCCGGAUCAGGGUCACCUGGACCCGGGGCGUCGCCGGGGCCGCGGCGACGGCGGCGGCUAACGGCGCGACCGGGCUCGCCGUGGCCAUCGACGACGGAUCCCGCGCUCUGCCGGUGGCGGCGCCGCUCGGCACGCCACGCCGGACGACCGCGCCAGCGGCCGCGCAGCAUUUCCUGCAGAAGAAGCGCGGGACGCGGUCCUUCGCCACCGAGGCCGGCACGGCGGUGUCCAUCUACUGGGACACGGCGGAGGCCAAGUAUCAGCACCCGGGCGCGCCGGAGCCCUCCCGCGACUACCACCUCGCCGUGGUCCGCGGCCCCGCGCACGCGCACGCGCAGCUGGUCCACACGACGCGGUGCCGGUUCCGCGACGACGGCGCGGAGCACGAGGUCACGGUGGCGUGCCGCGGGGAGGAGUGGGGCGGCGGGCCAUCCAGGGACGGCGAGGUGGCCGUCAGCGUCGACGGCAAGAAGGUGGUGGAGGCGCGCCGGGUCAAGUGGAACUUCCGCGGGAACCGGACGGCGGUGCUGGGCGACGGCGCGGUGGUGGAGGUCAUGUGGGACGUCCACGACUGGUGGUUCGCCGGCGUGUCCCCCGGCGGCAGCGGCGGCGGGGCGCAGUUCAUGGUCAAGGCGCGCGGGGCGGCGGACGGCGGCCGGGUGUGGAUGGACGAGGAGAUGGCCAGCAAGGGCCAGCCCCCCGCCGGGUUCUUCCUGCACCUGCAGUGCUACCGGCGGUGA
This is a messenger RNA of Panicum virgatum (switchgrass), 888 nucleotides long. RefSeq lists its product as uncharacterized. The coding region runs from base 1 to 888 and encodes 295 amino acids. The record is from RefSeq and is a predicted model, not a curated record. Lineage: Eukaryota; Viridiplantae; Streptophyta; Magnoliopsida; Poales; Poaceae. The transcript is spliced from 2 exons.